This is a messenger RNA of Epinephelus fuscoguttatus (brown-marbled grouper), 1019 nucleotides long. RefSeq names its product clumping factor A-like. NCBI's taxonomy places the organism in Eukaryota, Metazoa, Chordata, Actinopteri, Perciformes, Serranidae. Bases 38 to 778 code for a protein of 246 amino acids. The record is from RefSeq and is a predicted model, not a curated record. The transcript is spliced from 3 exons.
GUCAUUUGGACCUGAGAGCAACUGCAAACUGAAGAAAAUGAAGAUCCAAAUUUUGGUGCUGGCCUUUGCUUUGGUGGCUGUGAUCACUGCAGCACCAGCAGCACCAGCCAAAAAGGCUGCUGCAGUAGACCCAGAUGAAAAGGCUCUGGACGAUGCUAUUGCCAAGAACGGCCCUGCAAUAGACAAGGCGCUCAAAGACGUCACUGUCGACGAUGCAAUGUCCGACUCUGACAUUCAGGACCUGGCUGUGAGCAACAUGAACGACGCUGAUGCAGAUGAGGUGGCAAGCAACAUGACCUCCGCUGACACAGAUGACGCGUUGAGCAGCUUGGACGAAGAUGAUGUGGCCAGCAUGAUGACCUCCGCUGACGCAGAUGAGGUGGCAAGCAACAUGACCUCUGCUGACGCAGAUGAUCUGGCGGCGGCCAGUGACUCUGACGAUGAUGCAGACUCAGACGAAGACGCUGAUGUAGCUGCAGCAGCAGACAGCGACACUGACGAUGAUGAUGACGCAGACUCCGACGACGAUGCUGACGUAGCUGAAGCAGCAGACAGCGACUCUGACGAUGACUCAGACUCCGACGACGAUGCUGACGUAGCUGAAGCAUCAGACAGCGACUCUGACGAUGACGCAGACUCCGACGACGAUGCUGACGUAGCUGCAGCAGCAGACAGCGACUCCGACGAUGACGCAGACUCCGACGACGAUGCUGACGUAGCUGCAGCAGCAGACAGCGACUCUGACGAUGACGCAGACUCCGACGACGAUGCUCAAUAAGCUAAGACGCGAGAAUCCCUCAAAAAUCGUUAAAAAAAAUGUAUAUUUUGUACGAUAUAUAUACAUGUGUACAUGUUCUAUCUAUGCAGCUCUCCUGCACCUGAUCUACAGUGAAACAGGUAUCACUUGACCCCCAGGCUAUGUACACUAAAGCCCUCUGAAGUAUUGUCUUACAAUAAUGGGACCACAUUUUGUUGCACUGUGUGUGUUAAACCAGUUGUCCUUCGGGGACAGAUAAAGU